CAUUACAUCAUUGCUAAGCAAUAAUUCAAGGAUUGAAUAUCGUAUUUACCACUUCUAAUUCAAUCAAAAAGCAAUAACACGACAUUAUUCACAGCCAGUAUACGGUCAGCAGUGUUCAGACGAGCACUACCAUCAUGAGCAACGCGUUAAUGCUCAAUGCACUGGCAUUGGUGCUGCUGUUGUACACCUGCCAACGUUGUGAUGGGUUGUUGAAGGUAAUACUCGAAUUUGAUCGCUGGGAAUUAGUCAACGGCACGAACAUAUUCAGCAUGGAUUCGGUACGUGUGCGCAAGUACAACCGGACGAUGUCGGUACUGAACGGUACGGGUACGUUACUGGUCGAUCUAGACAAUACGUACGAGUAUGGCUUCAGUUUUGCCCGUAGUGCCCAAGGAAACAAUCAGUACAAUGCGUACCCGAUGAAGCUAGCAUCCAAACCGAUGUGCGAGUUCCUAACCGCGUACUACCGAGAGUAUCAGGAUAUGUUUCUUAAGUUCACCAAUCUGCCGUACGUGCCAGAGGAAGGAUUGUGUCCGUUCCCGAAGGGAAACUAUUGGGUGAAGGAUGCGUACGUUGACUCGUCCGUCAUACCGAUUGUCGUGCCGGAAGGAUUCUGGAAGGCUAGCCCCGAGCUGCGCAAUGUCGAAACGGGUGAAGUGGUAGCGACUGGGUCGUUCUAUGCGAAAUUAACGAAGGAGUAUGUCUGAGCGAACAUAUCAAUAAAUAGUUUAUCUGAUGGUUCACUUUAUUAUGCACAAAAAAUAUUUUCAACAGAA
This is a messenger RNA of Anopheles stephensi (Asian malaria mosquito), 776 nucleotides long. RefSeq lists its product as uncharacterized. The transcript has 2 exons. Lineage: Eukaryota; Metazoa; Arthropoda; Insecta; Diptera; Culicidae. Bases 135 to 707 code for a protein of 190 amino acids. The record is from RefSeq and is a predicted model, not a curated record.